GUUUUAUUGCACUUAAACAAUAUUAGUUUUUGGAAAUCCCUAAUAUUCCCUUCCAUUUCAAGUAUAUAAGCUAUACAUUUUCUGCAAAACGACAUUAGUUCUUCAGCAGCUUUCAGUGAGCAACAAGUGAAAAACAUAUUCAAUUGAAAUGGAUAACUUUGACGAGUUUACUUUUUCAUCAGUAGAUUAUAUCGUAUCCCAGGAAAAUAACUUCAUCGAAGAUGAAGUUAUUGAAAUAAUUGAUGAUGAGGACAUUCCCACUGUGAAUCACGAAACACGUUUUGACUUUUGCAAAGCGAUAGACGACGAUAAAUUUAUGGAGAUUAAGGAAUCGGUGGAAAGUGUUCCAAAAAUUAGUGUUAAUAAUAAGAAGAUAAAUAAUAUCAGUUUCAAAAAAGAACCUAUGCGUAGGAAGAAAGCAGUAGUCAAUGUACAGAAGAAAACGUUUGUUCAGAAAAAGUCAGAUGAUUUUGGGAAAGAAAACAAAAUUAAAACAGAAACUAUUGAAGAAAAAACAAUUGCGAAAGAACCUAAGACGAGGCCACCAAUAUUGUGGACAAACGAGGUGAAGGAUUUAGGAAAACCAAUAACUCUCGAAGAAGAAUUAGGAAAAAUUAAGCAAAUCCAGGAGGAAGAAAAGAAACUAUAUGAUGUGGAUAAAAAUGCAAGCAGAAACAAAGUGAUAAGUACUUGGAAUAAAGUAGUUUAUACGAAUGGAAUCAAAAGGAAAGCAGACAAUAUUGCAGAAAAUUCAGUUGCAAAGAAACCUAAAACCAUAUUAUGGAAAAACGAGGAAGAGGAUUUGGUAGAACCUAUUACGUUGGAGGAGGAAUUAGCAAAAAUUGAUAAGAUUCAAGAUUAUAUGAGGAAAUUGUACGAUGUGGAUAGCUACGAACAUAUAAAACCACCGAUGAAGUUGAAACGCUGGAGAUAUUAA
Messenger RNA from Nicrophorus vespilloides, 937 nucleotides. RefSeq lists its product as uncharacterized. Lineage: Eukaryota; Metazoa; Arthropoda; Insecta; Coleoptera; Silphidae. The coding region runs from base 149 to 937 and encodes 262 amino acids. The transcript is spliced from 2 exons. The record is from RefSeq and is a predicted model, not a curated record.